AUGAGCGACGCCACUAGUAUUAGAAGACCAGUGGAAAUUCCUGAAUUCAAAGAGGUCAUCAGCGAUCUCUCAGACCAGCAAUUGACCAAAAUUCGGGCCGAACUGGAAAACAGUGUGAGACAUUUGGAUCGCUCUAAUCUGCGUCUCAAAAAAUAUAUAGCGAAAAUCGAGGGCAAACGGGAGGACACUCCCGAUGGUGUAGACGAGGAAGAGCUCGACAAGAUCGACGCCAACGAUCUACAAUUGUUCGAAGACUCGUUUCACGAAAACGAAAUAGUGCUGAAAAACCACUACGAAAGGAUUGAGGCGCUGAACCAAGAGGAAUCGUACCGUGCCAGUGGCUCGAAAGAACCCCCAACUGCAGAGGCUCAACAAAAGGCCAAAAUCAGAGCUGCAUCGUUCGACACCGACAACACCAACGGUGAUGCCAAUGCCGCGAAUAGUGUAUAUUUAUGA
Lachancea sp. 'fantastica' is the source of this 456-nucleotide messenger RNA. The record is from the annotation of a GenBank genome assembly. Lineage: Eukaryota; Fungi; Ascomycota; Saccharomycetes; Saccharomycetales; Saccharomycetaceae.